Messenger RNA from Bipolaris oryzae ATCC 44560, 894 nucleotides. RefSeq lists its product as uncharacterized. Lineage: Eukaryota; Fungi; Ascomycota; Dothideomycetes; Pleosporales; Pleosporaceae. Bases 1 to 894 code for a protein of 297 amino acids. The transcript has 3 exons. Gene Ontology annotation, molecular function: dioxygenase activity. The record is from RefSeq and is a predicted model, not a curated record.
AUGACUCGCCUGAACCCUCCUCUACCUAAUCCCAAGUGUACACCACACGUGUGGGAGUACGAGAAGAUCCGCCCAAGUCUUCUACAAGCUGGAAAGUUUAUUACCGAGAAGCAUGCCGAACGCAGAGUGCUGAUGCUUGUAAAUCCAUCCAGAGAUGCUCCUUACACCACUGACACGAUUUAUGGUGGUCUUCAACUAGUCAUGCCAAAUGAAACAGCGCCAGCGCAUCGACACACUGCAUUCGCCUGCCGCUUUAUUAUCGAAGGAGAGGGUGGAUUUACUGCAGUACACGGCCAGAGGAUCCAGAUGCGGCGCGGAGAUGUCAUCCUGACACCUACCUGGAACUGGCAUGACCAUGGCAAAGACGGCUCUGGACCAAUGAUUUGGCUAGAUGGUCUAGACCUUCCAAACUUUAUCCAUUAUCCAGUUCAUUUCGUGGAACACUAUGCCAACCCACGGUAUCCGGCGAAAAAUGUCGACUCCAGCACUUCCCCAAUUGUCUUCCCAUGGGAGCCCAUGAAAGCCCGACUAGACGCCAAAAGCGAAGAUCACACUAUGGAGAGAUAUCUGAAGUCUGAUGGGUCCGAAAUUAGCCGCACGUUGGGGGCAGCUGCUAUCCGCAUAUCGGCUGGGAAGUCAACCAAAUCGAUUCAAGAAACCUCUUCAGCCAUGGUACAUGUAAUUGAAGGCAGAGGAAGGUCUUUGAUAGCAGGGAAAGCAUACGCCUGGCAGCAAGGUGAUACAUUCUGCAUUCCAGCGUGGCACGAGCAUCAGCAUCAUGCAAGUAAACAGGGCACUGUCUAUUUGUAUGUAUGCCAUGACCAGCCUAUGGUCAAGUCGUUAGGCUUUUACCGGGCAAAUGAUGAGGAUAUCGAGGCCCUAGCAUAUAGUUGA